Molecule: messenger RNA, 960 nt
Organism: Eremothecium gossypii ATCC 10895
Lineage: Eukaryota; Fungi; Ascomycota; Saccharomycetes; Saccharomycetales; Saccharomycetaceae
Product: lipase family protein
Exons: 1
Coding region: 1-960 (319 amino acids)
Biological process (GO): lipid metabolic process
Source: RefSeq, marked provisional
AUGAAGCUCUCGCCUUUCUGUCUGAUCUUUUCUUUGCUUGCGUCCGUCAACGGGUAUUCCGUCGAGGUGUACAACGAGCUGAAGCACUACGCGUAUAUAUCCAAUGCUGCGUACUGCGUAUCCGCGCCUCUGCUUCCAAGCAUGCUACAGAAAGGCAGUGUUUUUAUGGAGAAGGACGGCUUGCGUGUGCUCAACGUCUUCCAGCCCAAGAUUCUAGACGAGCGUGUUUCUUGCAGUGGCUACAUUGGGCUCAAUGAUACCGCUAAGAAGAUCGUGAUUGCAUUCAGAGGCUCCGUGACUGUUCCUGACUGGCUUGUGGACUUCUCUUUCCUUCCUACCAACUACGUGCCAGUGAAGAGUGACAAGCGCUGCGAGGGCACCUGCCUGGUCCACCAUGGUGUUUACGAUCAAUUCAAGGUUGCUUUCCCAGACAUCUACGCUGUUUUCCAAAAGAUCGCUCAGCAGCACCCCGACUACGAAGUGACUGUCACGGGUCACUCACUGGGUGGCGGUUAUGCCUACUUGAUGGGCUUGGAGCUCCAGCUACUUGGCCACAAGCCACAUGUGAUCACCUACGCCGGCCUGCGUAUGGGUAACGCUGACCUCAACAAAUGGUACGACAAGGUGUUCGACAACGUCAAGAAGGUCGAGGACUUGAAAAACGGCGGAAACCCAAGAAACGCCUACAUCCGUGUGGUUCAGAGCCGUGACAUUGUUCCUAUGGUUCCAACUGGCCCUAUCUACACGCACGCGGGUAUCCUAUUUACCAUCACUGACGUGGACAGCGAAGUACCUCUACAAUCGGGCGUCAGACUUGAUGGCUGUAACACCAAGCUAAAGGAGUUGGUCGGCGACAUCCUCUUCAGCGGGAAGUUGCUAAGCUUGGUGCGUCUCCUAGACCACAACAAAUUUUUCAGAAGAAUGGCUUUGCCAUGCACUGAUAAUUCCUUGAAGCUAUAA